Messenger RNA from Ascochyta rabiei, 186 nucleotides. RefSeq lists its product as uncharacterized. The transcript has a single exon. NCBI's taxonomy places the organism in Eukaryota, Fungi, Ascomycota, Dothideomycetes, Pleosporales, Didymellaceae. The record is from RefSeq and is a predicted model, not a curated record. Bases 1 to 186 code for a protein of 61 amino acids.
AUGACCAAUGAUGCUGCCGUCGUCAGCGGCAUCGUCGCUGGUGUCGCGACCGGCGCGACGGUCGCAGCCGUAGCACCGGGUCUCGUCAAGGCUGUGGUCGAGGGCAAGUCCAAGAACGAAGCGAGGGAGGCAAGAACCCAGGAAUGGAGGAAGAAGACACUGCGAGGAGUAGAACGUCCAGGCUAA